Messenger RNA from Anisakis simplex (herring worm), 567 nucleotides. The record is from the annotation of a GenBank genome assembly. NCBI's taxonomy places the organism in Eukaryota, Metazoa, Nematoda, Chromadorea, Rhabditida, Anisakidae.
UUCCGUAGAGAACGCGAUGAAAAGUUAACGCAGUUGGCACAUUCCGUAAUGAUAAUAGAGAGUGGACAAUCUGAAGACAUCAAACAAAUUCAACUUCAAAUCAAUAAUUUGAUCAAGGAUGAAGUCGCAAGGAAUCUACGUUCAGAAUUAUCAAACUUAAGUGAAAAGUCUGAAAAUGAGAUGGAGUCGGUUCGUGAAGAUAUUUACAAACAGAUCGAAAAUCGUGUUAUGACUUUGUUCGCAGCACAAGUUGCCAGAACAGUACAUGAGUCGGGCAACGAUGAAGAGAAGAUCAUUGAAAAGGAUAAAACUGAAGCAAAUCAUUUGUCGGAAUCAGAUUUAUUGGUGGUAAGAAAUUUGAUUGUGGAUGCACUGAGGGUUUACGAUGCCGAUAAGACGGGCAAAGUGGAUUAUGCGCUUGAAAGUUCAGGUGGCUCGAUAAUAAGUACGCGUUGUACAGAAACCUACAAAGAAACAUCACGUUUAGAGUCUAUUUUUGGUAUUCCACUCUGGUAUUCAUCUUAUUCACCGCGAUCCGUUAUUCAGGUUUCUUACUUUUUCUUUUGA